GUAUAUUUACUGCACAUUUCAAAAAGUUGCCAUCAAAUGUGAAUUGGCCUGCUGGCCCAAUGGCAAGGCGCUUGACUACGAUUCAUUCGAAAUCAAGAGAUUGCAGGUUCGAUCCCUGCGUAGGUCACAAACUUCCUUUUUUGCGAUCUGCUUGUUACUCGCAAGUUUAUUUUUGCUUCUUUGGUUUUUCGGCUUUUUGCCAUCGUCAUCACUAUUUCGAGAAGCAGAAGUCGUGGUGUAUUGGUAUUAGGCGAGGAUUAAAAGCUGCGCAGAGAGAUCUUUCGUACGAAGUAACUGUGUCUUCCAGACCUGCAAGUGUGGGGAUCAUCAUCUGAAGGCGAUGUAUGGUAGGGCAGCUGGAAACGGGGAUGGAACUUGUGUGAGCUUUUGCACUAGUAUUGUGUGGAGGAACUUUGUAUCGAG
Dothidotthia symphoricarpi CBS 119687 is the source of this 423-nucleotide messenger RNA. RefSeq lists its product as uncharacterized. NCBI's taxonomy places the organism in Eukaryota, Fungi, Ascomycota, Dothideomycetes, Pleosporales, Dothidotthiaceae. The transcript is spliced from 2 exons. The coding region runs from base 60 to 335 and encodes 91 amino acids. The record is from RefSeq and is a predicted model, not a curated record.